Messenger RNA from Brassicogethes aeneus, 2565 nucleotides. NCBI's taxonomy places the organism in Eukaryota, Metazoa, Arthropoda, Insecta, Coleoptera, Nitidulidae. The record is from the annotation of a GenBank genome assembly.
CACUCGAUGUGCGAAUGUUAAAAUGUUGAGAGCAUGUGACUGGAUCGUAACGUGAAAACAAGAAAAAUGCUGAAAUUAAUAAAGAGGAGUAAACAUUGAGUUUGUUUUGUUUAAAAGUGUAAACAACUGGUUGUUGUUUGUCAAAAUAUUUACUUUAGAUCGCAGAUGCUGUAAAGAUGUCUGGUGUUAUAUCCAAAUUGCUGGAAAAAGGGGAGAAACAUAUCAAUGCUAACAGAACCGCUAUAUCGGGUGCUAUAAUAGGGGCAGCACUUGUUACGUAUGGGGUUAAAAUAGCUUACCCAUUGCUGGAUGGGGUUAUCAAUAAAACCAACAAGGAAAACUUGAACAUCAAUAACAAUCUUGUGAAAGAUAAUGUGACAGAUGUUAAGGUACUUAGUAGGAAAUUCAGGAAUCACAUUCCAAACUUAAACUUGAGGUUUAUUCUCGAGUUCUUGAAGUUGAUUAGGAUUAUGAUUCCGAGUUUAAUUUGUACAGAAACUGUUUUGCUAACUGGGCACACCACUUUCUUGUUUUUGAGGACUUUUCUGAGCAUAUACGUUGCAAAUUUAGAGGGCGCGAUUGUUAAGUACAUUGUGAGAAAAGAUCCCAAAAAUUUCAUACAUCAGUUGAUGAAGUGGUUUGCCGUAGCUAUACCUGCCACCUUCAUCAACAGCAUGAUAAAAUAUUUGGAGAGUCGUAUCGCUCUGAGUUUUAGAACACGUUUGGUUAAUCAUUCCUACCAACUGUACUUCAAGAAUCAGAGUUAUUACCGAGUUACGGUAUUGGAUGGGAGAUUAGAUAAUUGCUCUCAACGUCUAACAGACGAUAUAGAGACUGUAGCGAACACUGUAUCGCAUUUGUACGGUCAAAUCACAAAACCUUGCUUCGAUAUUCUUUUGAUGGCGAUUGCUUUGGCUAACUUGGUAAAAUCCCGCAAUUCCAAUCUGCUAAUAGGGCCGGUUAUCAUAUCGGGAGUUGUGGUUGUAUCGGCUUUAAUACUGCGCCUGGUUUCGCCUAGGUUUGGUCAGUUGGUAGCCCAAGAGGCGGAGAAAAAAGGCUACUUACGUCACGUACACGGUAGAAUUGUUUCUAACGCCGAAGAAAUAGCUUUCUACGGGGGUCACAAAGUUGAACAGAGUCACUUAAGGAGCGCUUAUAGAAUCCUCGUUCAACAUUUGGAACACAUGUUUGGGGUUAAAUUGUGGUUUGUGAUGUUAGAGCAAUUUUUGAUGAAGUAUUGUUGGAGCGGUACUGGUAUGGUGGUUGUAUCGCUCCCAAUACUUCUAGCGGCUAGUAGUAAGAGUAAAAAAGGUGUAAAGAGUGUUGAACAAGAUGAUACUGUUUCGGAAAGAACACACUACUUUACCACGGCUAAAAACUUACUUCUAACAGGCUCAAACGCUGUAGAAAGACUCAUGUCUUCCUAUAAAGACGUUGUGGAAUUGGCAGGUCAUACUCAAAGGGUCGCCAAUAUGUUUACAGUACUAGAAGAAGCCUCGGAAGGUAUAUACCACAAAACACUCGUAGAAAGGAAGGAAAAGGUUGGUAACUUCGAGAUAGAGUUUAAAGGUGAUCAACCCAUCGCGAAAGGUAAAAUGAUAUACUCAAACAACAACGAAAUACUCCUAAAAGAUGUCCCUAUUGUGACGCCGAAUUGUGACGUCGUUUGCCCAUCUUUAACACUCCAUCUAAAACAAGGUCAACACUUACUGAUAACAGGCCCAAAUGGUUGCGGUAAAUCCUCAUUGUUCAGGAUACUAAGCGGUCUUUGGCCGGUUUAUUCCGGCGAACUACACACCCCAAAAAACGCCAUGUUCUAUAUACCGCAGCGACCCUACAUGGUGAUAGGCAAUCUGCGGGACCAAGUGAUAUACCCCGACACAUAUACCGACAUGAUCAACAAGCAAGUCACAGAAGAAGAUUUACGGAAAAUAAUGCGCAUGGUACACCUAGAACACAUCGUGGAAAGAGAUACAUUCCAUGAGGUGAAAGACUGGACGGAUAUUCUUUCCGGUGGGGAAAAACAACGCAUGGCUGUUGCUAGACUUUUCUAUCACAAGCCCAAAUACGCCCUUUUAGACGAAUGCACUUCAGCUGUUUCAAUUGACGUCGAAUCCAAUAUUUAUCAGCAAGCCAUUGAUAUGGGGAUCACUCUUUUGACCAUCACCCAUAGACCAACUCUUUGGAAAUUCCACACCCACAUAUUGCAAUUUGACGGUACUGGUCUUUGGGAGUACAGCACUUUGAACUGUUCCACCAGAAUGGACUUGAAGAAAGAAAAAGAAGAUAUUCUUAAAUUGCCAACCAGUGAAGAAAACUCGAGAAGACUGGAUGAAUUAAAUAAACUUUUGGGUGAAGAUGAAAAACUAAACUAACUAAAUAAAUGCGACACCACUGUAUAGCAACAUAAUCUCAAUAUUUAUUGAAAAAAACAUCACUUUUUUUUGUAAUUUUGUAUGAAAUUGUAUUAUAUUAUUAACUUAAUUUAUAUUAAAGAAAUAUAUAUUUGUAUUCCUAGUGAUCAAAGAUGGCUGUAGAAUAAAUUUUUAAAAUAUUUUUUUUUUU